UCUGCUCUUCAAACAGGAAGUUGUGUGCAUGUUUACGACGUUAUUUUCUUCUCAGCGACUUGCUUUUUUCAUCCCAAAAAGGCAUCUUUCCACCUUCAGUUUGCAAAAUGAAACAAAACUCAAAUGUUCCAGCUUUCCUCACCAAGCUUUGGACUCUUGUGGAGGAUUCUGAUACGAAUGAAUUUAUUUGUUGGAGUCAGGAGGGGAACAGUUUCCUCGUCAUGAACGAACAGCGAUUUGCCAAGGAGAUCCUUCCCAAGUUCUUCAAACACAACAACAUGGCUAGCUUUGUCAGACAGCUAAAUAUGUAUGGAUUUCGCAAAGUGAUGCACAUUGACACAGGCAUAGUGAAGCAAGAGCGUGAUGGACCAGUUGAAUUCCAGCAUCCUUACUUUAAACAUGGGCAGGAUGACUUGCUGGAAAACAUCAAAAGAAAGGUUUCUAAUGCAAGACCAGAGGAUACUAAGAUCAAACAGGAAGACCUGUCCAAUAUUUUGGCCAGUGUUCAGAAUGUUCAUGGAAAACAAGAAAGCAUUGAUUCCCGACUCAACACAUUGAAAAGAGAUAAUGAAGGUCUAUGGAGGGAAAUAUCAGACCUGAGACAGAAGCACUCCCAACAGCAGCAAAUCAUUAAGAAGUUGAUACAAUUCAUUGUCACAUUCGUAGAAUGUAUUUUACUUCUCAAUCUCCAUUUCAGACCUAUUCUACUGAACAACAAUGGAAAGAAGCCUAAAUACAUCCAUGAAAUCUACGAUGAACAACCUCUGGAGCACAACAAAGUAUGUGUAGAGCCCUCUGUCAGUGGUUUGAAGAACGCUGAUCUUACUGAUGAUGUUGUCAUCUGUGACGUAACUGACGACGAUGCAGAGAUCACAGAGGGCCCCUCAAUAAUGGAUCAAUCGGGGGAUGUAGAAAUUGUUGAGGUCUUCGAAAGCAAUACUGUGUCACCGACAGAUGGCGCUGACAAUCCAGGCCAGACCAACUCUUUGGUAUUUGAACCAGAAGAGACCACCAUAAGCACAUAUGAUAGCCUUCCAACCAGCAGCGUCUUGCAACUCAACAAACCAUCAGGUCUGAGCCUGGAGGAUCCCAUGAAGAUGAUGGACUCAAUCCUUAAUGAGAGUGGAGCUAUUUCUCAAAAUAUCAACCUCCUCGGCAAGGUUGAGCUGAUGGACUACUUGGACAGCAUUGACUGCAGUUUGGAAGACUUUCAGGCUAUGUUGUACGGGAAGCAGUUCAGCAUUGAUCCAGAUAUUUUAGAGGAGAGUGGUGGUUCCAAAGGAAAUGCAGGGCUGCUAUCCAAAGGAGGCAAGUCUGGCAUCUCUGCAGACAAGCAGCUGGUCCAGUACACGUCCUGCCCUCUGCUGGCCUUCCUGGAUGGCUGCACCCCUUUGGCCCCAGAGCCAGACAGCAGCAUAGCCACAGAGCUGGGAGACAGCCUGCUGCAGCCCAGCACUGAGGUACCCACAGACCUUCUGGAGCCAGAUGAGGAGCCUCCACGGAGCUCCCUGAUCCGCCUAGAGCCCCUGACUGAGGCAGAGGCCACGCUUUUCUACCUGUGUGAACUCAACCCAGAAGGGAGUGCCACUGACUCGACACAGCUGGAUAUUUAACCAAGGAGCAGAAAAACUCAAUGAUUUACUGUAUUUAUUUCCUCGUAUCAUUUGGUACAUUUAGGUCAGAAGACAUUCCAUAAUGUAGCUGUUGAUAUGGUUUCUCCACUAGCAGUUGAAGGUAAACCCUGAUUAAAGAAAAGGCUGCAAUUUUGUUUCACUGUAUUAUUGAUUCCUGUAUUGAUAGGUCAAUGAUCACAUCAAUCUUUAAAUGAAAAAAACAAGUGCCUGCGCAUUUCCUUGUCCUAGAACUACAGUGCUCAGCAUUUCAAAUACUGCAGUCUGGUGUGUAUCAUAAGGUGUCGUGUUAUAAGACUGUGAUUUUGCGAGAUUCACUGUUAAGCUUCACAAUGAUAUUCAAAUAAAGUGUUUUCAUUCUGAA
This is a messenger RNA of Oncorhynchus gorbuscha (pink salmon), 1995 nucleotides long. RefSeq names its product heat shock factor protein 2-like. The record is from RefSeq and is a predicted model, not a curated record. The transcript has 11 exons. The coding region runs from base 108 to 1613 and encodes 501 amino acids. Lineage: Eukaryota; Metazoa; Chordata; Actinopteri; Salmoniformes; Salmonidae. Gene Ontology annotation, biological process: regulation of DNA-templated transcription. Gene Ontology annotation, molecular function: DNA-binding transcription factor activity; sequence-specific DNA binding.